Molecule: messenger RNA, 2220 nt
Organism: Beta vulgaris subsp. vulgaris (sugar beet)
Lineage: Eukaryota; Viridiplantae; Streptophyta; Magnoliopsida; Caryophyllales; Amaranthaceae
Exons: 3
Coding region: 139-363 (74 amino acids)
Source: RefSeq, a predicted model, not a curated record
UGGGGGCCAUUAUUAGGCCCGCUAACCCAGUUACCCAACCCAACCCAAUCCUACAAAAAACCAAACUACUAAAAACUAAAAACCCAAUCUGAAAAACUCGCUUUGAUCUGAAAAUUUAAAAAAAACACAGAAAACACAAUGAUCAGCGUUCUUGCUCAGGAGCGAUUACUUGGUGCUGCACUUGGAGGUGGUUUAACGGCCGUCAUCAUCUUCGAUAAUCGCAGAAACAUUUACAGAACAAUUUCUGAGAAUAAUGCUAAAUUUGGCAAUCAACCUCAGGAAGAUACAGAGAAAAGUGUAGGCGACUCUCAUCCAAAGAGAGACCUAAACUAUAAACUAUCACAUUUACAGGGAAGCCAAUAAAGUCUUAAAGAAACUAUCAAAACUUGGUCACUUUCUUGGAGGGUCAACCCUAGGCAUCGAUACUCAGUCACUGGAAUUUAUUCAUGGUGGUAGUUAGAUAUUCGAAUAUGUAUAUGUUCAGGUAAUUGUAAGUUCCGAUGUUGUAUUGAUGAGCUCUGAGAUGGCUUUGCAUUGGCAUGGAAUUCACUCUUGAAUUAGAUAGGUUGAUAAACACUUUGGUCGUCAUCAGAGAUAAACAAUGUGAACAAUUCUUCUGCGCCGCUGUAUCAUGUAUUUCUUUCUAGGAAUUGCUGUCGUAGCACGUGAUGUUUGUUCCAUGAGCUUUAUGGCCAUAUAUGAUAUAUCUGUGAUGUGCGUUUCUGUUUUGUUAAAUGGAUGCAGAUGGUAAAUGAGAAAUAGCAAACACCAUUACUAAGGCUUCUUUUGGUAGGGCGUAAAACAUUUUUGUGGAAAACCGUUUUCCUCUAUUUUUAAUUUUUACAUUGUUUGGUUUGCAAUAUAGUGUAAAAUCAUUUUCCCUAAGAGUAAAAUUGCUCUCGCAAUGAUGGAAAACCAUUUUCCCUUCAAAAAUGAAGGAAAAACUGUUUUCCUUCUUUUUUCUUAUCUCUAUUGUACACUCCUCCCACAACCUUUUUACUUUUCCUUUCGUUUCAUUAUUUUUCUUAUGUUGAACCAAACAACAAAAAAAAAAAAAAACUAAUUUCGAAAUUGUGUUUUUCAUUAAAAUCAUUUUACACUGAAAAAAUGUUCUACACUCAACCAAAUGGAGUUUAACAGUAAAUUAAUUAGGUUAUUAAGUGCAUCAUCUUUAUUUAAUUGCAUGUAUUCACAUGUGAUCCCUGGUUAAACAAUGAAAGCACAUGUAUUUACCCACGGACAUGAACGCUUUUACUUUUAAUAGAUGCGUCGACAAGAAAUGGUAAACACCAUCAUUGCUAAGAGACAGCGCGUAUUACUUUGGUAUUUACUUGAAUGUGCAUCUUCUUGUGCUCAGUUUAAAUAUGAAAUCAUUCACUGCAUAUAUGAAAACAGCAGAUUUGAGAUUGUUUUUGUAGAGAUUGUCUGUUAGAAAAGAUGGUGAAAAAUUUCUGCUAUAGUCACAAAGAUUUCUUAUACAACAGUUAUAGGGGCUUUUUUCCCGCUCCAAGUCUGUCUCCGACUGCCAUUCUUGUCUGAGUUCAAGUUUUCAUUCAAUAUAGCUAGCAAUGUGUUGCUUAAAAUCAUUGCUUGUUUUAGUUUUCGACAUUAUGUUUUGUUUUACCUUGAUCAUAGCUGUUCAUGCUUUGCACUUUCGAAGAUAGACUUAUGCACAAGAUUGGCAAUGAGUUACCGAUGCUAAAAACUCUCUGUUUUCAUUCAUAAGCUAAUACACUAAACUCCUCUCAAAAAGAAAAAGAAGGAUCCUAAAUCAUGCGGGCUCACAUAAGUAAGCAUGCAACAAGUAAUGUCAUAAUAGGGAGAAUCAGGGAGGAGGGAUGGUAGUCCUUCCCAUCUCACAUCUGCUCAAAAAACGGAAUAAUAUUUAACAGUGGAUGAAAAGCUGUAAGCCUGAAGGCUGUAGCAGACAUACAAUGGUCGAGCGGUUGCUAAUAUUGAUAGGAUAUCUAAACAUCUGGUUGAACAACUUUAGUACGAUUGGCAUUUGCUUGACGUGUCUUCGCCAUGUAGUAGAUACCCAUCGCAAGGGAGAGAAUAAUAAUGGCUGCAAAAAGAGGGCCAACAAUUGCUCCAGCUCCAAUUCUAGUGUGUGUUUUUGGCAUUGCUGUUGUUGUUGCUGUUUCCGAUUGUGUUUCAUGUACUUGAGCUGCUAGCGGAAGUGGUGCACAAUUUGAUGAUCUACAUGAGUCUUGAUGAGUG